This is a messenger RNA of Zychaea mexicana, 362 nucleotides long. RefSeq lists its product as uncharacterized. The transcript has 2 exons. Lineage: Eukaryota; Fungi; Mucoromycota; Mucoromycetes; Mucorales; Lichtheimiaceae. The record is from RefSeq and is a predicted model, not a curated record. Bases 91 to 270 code for a protein of 59 amino acids.
UCUGUGCCAUCACAAAAGAAAUCGCUUAGGCUCACAUGCUUCAAAGAAAGCAUAAUAUUUUUAAAGUGUAGUUGAAAGCGACUUCCCUAUAUGCCCCUUAUCCUUUUCCCUUUUCCCUUUUCUUUUCUCUUCUUUCUUCUUCUUUCGAUUUUCUUUUCUCAAUUCCUUUUCUGUCUUUUGUUAAAUCGCGUCUCUUACUGCCACCCUCUAUUGUAUAUUCUUAUUGCACCAUUGCUACUUCUUUACUCCUAUCAUAUAUAUUGCUUAUAGCUUACUUAUCCCAUACUGUUGAAUAUAAAGUAUAAUCCCACAAUAAAAAGAAUUAAGUAUGUUUUAUGCUAUAGCUCUAUAGCAGACAUAUU